Molecule: messenger RNA, 1233 nt
Organism: Colletotrichum fioriniae
Lineage: Eukaryota; Fungi; Ascomycota; Sordariomycetes; Glomerellales; Glomerellaceae
Biological process (GO): carbohydrate metabolic process
Molecular function (GO): hydrolase activity, acting on carbon-nitrogen (but not peptide) bonds
Source: RefSeq, a predicted model, not a curated record
AUGCUUGUUAGAGUACAUUCUCUUUCCCUUCUCGCAGCCAUCGUAGCUUCUGGCGAUUUGGCGACGGCUGCCCCUCUCGAGUCAUCAUCUGCUCUCAACACCCGAGACCUGCCCCGCCCGCGCUUCGGAAAUGUCCCAUACGGCGUCGAUAUAACUCACUGCACAGUCAAUGGCAAGCUUGCUCUCAGCUUCGACGAUGGUCCCGGAGAAUACACCAGCCAGGUUCUAGACACGUUGGAGAGAAACGGCAACAUCAAGGCGACAUUCUUCCUCGUUGGCACAAACGGAAACAAUGGCAUCGCCAGUGGAACCUACACCUCCGUCCUAAAGCGGAUGUUGAGCGCAGGCCACCAGCUCGGAAGUCACUCCUGGAGUCACAAGGACUUCAACACAAUCUCCAAGGACCAACAAAUUCAAGAGGUUCUGCAGAACGAGGAAGUCUUUGCCAAGACCCUUGGCCUCAUUCCCACCUACUUCCGCCCGCCUUACACCCACUGCGAUGGCCAGUGUAUAUCUACACUCAACGACUUCGCGUACCAUGUCACCGAUUACAACCUUGACACCAAGGACUGGGUAGACAGUGGUGUCAACUCGAAGGCUACCUUCUCAGGUGCCAUCAAUGGCGCCAGCCCCGCUAGCUCCUCCUUCAUCAGCUUGGCUCACGACAUCCACACUUUCACCGUCAACGGCUUCGUCCAGUUCAUGAUCGAUACGGCAAGGGAGAAGGGCUUCGAGUUCACGACCAUCGGUGACUGCCUCGGCGACCCGGCCUCGAACUGGUACCGCGACCCCAAGACCGGCGAGCCGUGGAGCGGAGUCAAGGAGGAGCCCAAGCCCACUACGACGAGCAGCAAGGAGGUCAUCAUUCCCACCACGACAUCGACUUCCAUCUCUAGCACAACGUCCGCUCCGGAAACCAAGACAUCCGCGACGAAGUCUGAGUCCGAGACCGCCAAGCCCUCUGUCACCGUCAAGAGCGCUUCCGAGACUGAGGAGUCUGAAAGUGAGACUGGUACGCCUACUGCCACCGGCACCGGCGUCAAGCCUUCUACUGCGUCCAGGACCGUCGACGGCGGUGCCCACAUUGGCAUUCCAGUGACUCCUACCGGCACUACCGCUGCUGUGCGACCUACCAGCACCAACACCGUCGUCGAGGUCAACGCCGCUGGCCGUGCUGUCUUCUCUGCCGGUGGUGCCAUCGCCGGUGCGCUUGCUUGGGCCUUGAUGGUUUGA